GCCAAUGAGCCGCGAGGGGCCGGGCUCAUCGCCCGGGCCUCGCAGGCAGUGAUCCCGGAGCGUGAUGGAGGCUGCUGCAGGGCCGAGCCGCCUGCGCGUGGGUUUCGUGGGCGCGGGCCGCAUGGCGGAGGCCAUUGCACAGGGCCUCAUCCGAGCAGGCAAGGUGGAAGCUAAGCAGGUGCUGGCCAGUGCACCAACAGACAGGAACCUCUGCCACUUCCGGGCUCUGGGUUGCCAGACCACUCACUCCAACCAGGAGGUUCUGCAGAGCUGCUCACUGGUCAUCUUCGCCACCAAGCCUCAAGUCCUGCCAGCUGUCCUGAAAGAGGUGGCCCCUGUGGUCACUGCUGAGCAUGUCUUGGUUUCUGUGGCUGCUGGGGUCUCCCUGAGCACCCUGGAGGAGCUGCUGCCCCCAAACACACGAGUGCUACGGGUCUCACCCAACCUGCCCUGCAUAGUCCAGGAGGGGGCCAUGGUGAUGGCCCGGGGCCGCCAUGCUGGGAGCAACGAGGCCAAACUCUUGCAGAACCUGCUGGAGGCCUGUGGGCAGUGUGAGGAAGUGCCUGAGGCUUAUGUGGACAUCCACACUGGCCUCAGUGGCAGUGGCGUGGCCUUUGUGUGCACUUUCUCUGAGGCCCUGGCUGAAGGCGCCAUCAAGAUGGGCAUGCCCAGUGCUCUGGCUCACCGCAUUGCUGCCCAAACCCUGCUGGGGACAGCCAAGCUGCUGCAGCAGGAGGGACAGCACCCUGCCCAGCUACGGACAGAUGUGCUCACACCAGCUGGCACUACCAUCUAUGGGCUCCAUGCCUUGGAGCAAGGUGGGCUGCGAGCAGCUACCAUGAGUGCUGUGGAAGCUGCCACCUGCCGGGCCAAGGAGCUCAGCAGGAAGUGAGGCCCAGGUUCCAGAUGAGGCCAUGGGUCCUUCCACCCACAGCCCGAGUGCCAAGAACAGCCCUUCUUGGCACACUGGCCUCCUUGCCAGCCCAGGCCUGCCCCACCUAGUCCUCUCCUUCCCCUUCCCCUAAGGACCACAGUUCUUCUCCAUCCCACACAAGUGUCUCACCCUCUCUCCGCUUGCCCAGAUAAAUGCAGUCCCCACCCAUGUGGACCUCCCACUCAUCAGAGUGGUAACCUUACCCUAAUGAGCCCGCCAUAAUGGGUGAUGUUUUUCCUCAAGGGCCUGCAUUCUGGGACGGUUGGAGGUCAGGAGCAGAGCUGCUGGCAGCAGGAGCAGCUGGGCCUGGCCUGGAGCGCUGGCCCUUCCUCAGGUAUCUUGCAGCUCCAUAGCACUGGCCAGCUCUCUCGUCACAGCUCCAGGACAGGCAUAGGACUACAUGGAGUCUGCACAAGAUGCACCCUUCCCUCCAUAAAGCCAGUAGGUUUGGCCUGCUGCAGUUGAGAGGGCUUUGUGCCUGCUGGGUCCACCUGUGUUUGGGCAGCACCAGGUGGGCAGUGGACAAGCAGAGGGGCUGCUCAAGAUCUGGGAGAUGAGAUCCCAGCCUCCAGCCAGGCAGCCUCCCCAUCUCCCUCCUGUGGACCCUAAGCUCCUGACACAUGGUCAGGUGGAGCCAGGCCCUCGGAUGGCCUCCUGGGUCAGAAUUCUUAGAGGUCCUGUGGCUGGGCAUCAUUGCACUGACCUGUGCGGGAUUGGACUCUUAAGCCACAGGUCAGAAAAACUAGGACCAGGAGAGGAGCGAGGCCAUGAGAUCGAGGACUGGGGCUCUGAGGCCACUGAGUAGGGAGGGCCUGGCCUGCUGCCUGCAGGUCUGCUCGUUCUACUGGACACCACCUGUCCUUCUGCCACUCUCUCCUGGGCCUGGCCUGCCAGACUCCAGGGUGCUGCACCCUCCCUUGCUUCCACCCCCAGCCUCCUGAUCCUGGGCAACAAGCACCUAGGUGUGUGACUGGGGGGCUCCUGCAGUGCCACCUGCUAGCUGGGUGAUAGCAGGUACAUUAUGAAGCAGGGCUAGUGGCACCUGUGCAGCAGGAGCAGGACGUUUCAUCCAUCUGUAAUUCUCGGCCAUGCUUCCUGCUCUACACCGCCCCACUCACUCUCCCCCAGCCCCUUUCCUGGCCAGCAGAUGGCUGCUCUCAGCCAGUGAGUGCUUGGUGCUUUCACCUGUCAGAAGGGCAAGCCUGCUUUCCUCAUCUGUGAAGUAGGAAUAAAGAAUAUCUCAGAGCUCUGGGUAAACUUUUCUGAUUAUAGGCUGAGGAAACUAAGUUGCCAGUGCCUGGAAUGCCCUCUCCUGGAUCUUUGAGCUUGAAGACGUACCUCAGAGUAGGAGCAGGUGUAGGCAAUGAGGAUGGCAGAGGGUCCGUUCUGGCUGCAGGUCACUGUCUUGUGCAUUGUACAUAGGAUCACCCACUUCCCUGUAUUCUGACCCUGCUCAGGCCAUGCCAAGCUUGGGUUGGCUGGGGUUCCAAGGUCCUCCGUAGGCUGCACCAAGGAGGAACUCCUUGGGCAGCCCACCUAA
Molecule: messenger RNA, 2474 nt
Organism: Sciurus carolinensis (gray squirrel)
Lineage: Eukaryota; Metazoa; Chordata; Mammalia; Rodentia; Sciuridae
Gene: Pycr3
Product: pyrroline-5-carboxylate reductase 3
Exons: 6
Coding region: 65-892 (275 amino acids)
Biological process (GO): L-proline biosynthetic process
Molecular function (GO): pyrroline-5-carboxylate reductase activity
Source: RefSeq, a predicted model, not a curated record